This is a messenger RNA of Ricinus communis (castor bean), 498 nucleotides long. RefSeq lists its product as uncharacterized. The coding region runs from base 1 to 498 and encodes 165 amino acids. The transcript is spliced from 3 exons. The record is from RefSeq and is a predicted model, not a curated record. NCBI's taxonomy places the organism in Eukaryota, Viridiplantae, Streptophyta, Magnoliopsida, Malpighiales, Euphorbiaceae.
AUGUACGCAUUGGUGAGAGCUUUAAAGACAUGCCAACACUAUCUUUGGCCCAAAGAGUUUAUGAUUCACACGAAUCAUGAGUCAUUGAAGCUUUUGAAGGGGCAAAAUAAGCUUAAUAAAUGCCAUGCUAAAUGGAGUGAGUUCAUUGAGUCCUUUCCAUAUGUGAUCAAAUACAAGCACGGUAAAGAUAAUGUUGUUGCGGAUGCGUUAUCUCGAAGGUAUGCACUUCUUUCUACUUUGAAUGCCAAAUUCCUUGGUUUUGAGCAUAUCAAAGAAAUUUAUGAGCAUGACUCUGAUUUUGUCAAUGUGUUUAAUGCUUGUGAAAAAGUUAGGGAAGCUCAUGAGGGUGGUUUAAUGGGACACUAUGGAAAUGCUAAGACUUUAGAUGUUUUGCACGAUGAGAAGGGUGUCAAUGGUAAUUAUAAGGGUGGAAACAAGGCUGCCUAUGAUGGUGCAAAGGGGAAGGAUGUUUCAGUUUCUAAAGGGAUGCUAAAAUGA